Messenger RNA from Caenorhabditis remanei, 642 nucleotides. RefSeq lists its product as uncharacterized. The coding region runs from base 1 to 642 and encodes 213 amino acids. Gene Ontology annotation, molecular function: ER lumen protein retrieval receptor activity. NCBI's taxonomy places the organism in Eukaryota, Metazoa, Nematoda, Chromadorea, Rhabditida, Rhabditidae. The record is from RefSeq and is a predicted model, not a curated record. The transcript has 6 exons. Gene Ontology annotation, cellular component: membrane; endoplasmic reticulum; cis-Golgi network. Gene Ontology annotation, biological process: protein retention in ER lumen; endoplasmic reticulum to Golgi vesicle-mediated transport.
AUGAAUCUGUUCCGUAUCACGGCUGAUGUGGCUCACGCCGUGGCCAUCGUCAUCCUGUUACUCAAGAUAUGGAAGUCCCGCAGUUGUGAAGGAAUUUCCGGACGGUCCCAGAUCCUUUUUGCCAUUACCUUCUUCACCAGAUACUUGGAUCUCUUCACCAGCUUUUACUCCUUAUACAAUACCGUGAUGAAGGUUCUCUUCCUUGCUGGAUCCAUCGGAACCGUCUACUUGAUGUGGGUGAAAUUCAAGGCAACUUACGACCGCAACAACGACACGUUCCGCAUUGAAUUCCUUGUUAUCCCAAGCAUAAUCCUUGCUCUGAUCAUCAACCACGAAUUCAUGUUCAUGGAGGUUAUGUGGACGUUCUCGAUCUAUUUGGAAGCCGUCGCCAUCAUGCCACAACUCUUCAUGCUCUCUCGAACCGGAAACGCUGAAACUAUCACUGCUCACUAUCUCUUUGCCCUCGGAUCCUACAGAUUCCUCUACAUCUUCAACUGGGUUUAUAGAUACUACACCGAGAGCUUCUUUGACCCGAUUGCUGUUGUUGCCGGAAUCGUUCAAACCGUUCUCUACGCCGACUUCUUCUACCUUUACAUCACUCGUGUCAUUCAAUCGAACCGUCAAUUCGAGAUGUCUGCAUAG